AUGCCGUGGGAAUUUAAGGUGAACAACCUGGAGCCCACCAAAGACGGGCCCUCGCACCCAGGCUAUCAACUGGGACCAAUCCUGCCCAUGCUGGGGGCCGGGCAGGCCCGGGGCACCCCGGACCGAGGGGUGCGCGGCGGCCCCCCCGGGCCUCGGGCCCCGCUGCGGGAUGCAGCACCGGGAUGCGCCGCUGCGGUUCCCCCCUCCCACCCCGUACGGGCGCACGGCGCCGGGGCGGGGGGGGGGGACCGCGGCGGCGCGCGCGCUGCCUUCAUCCCCCUUCCUCCUCCUCUUCCUCCUCCUCCUCCUCCGGGAGCGCGCUCGCCCAGCCGGGAGCGAGCAGCCGGCGGGAGGAUGCUGCAAACGGCGGCGGAGCCGGGCGGCUGGGCAGGCAUGAAGCGACCCCUGAGCCCAUCCCACAACCCCGAGAACGGGGUGCGGCUGGUGGAGGCGGCCAGCUGCCUGCCGAGCCAGCCCGAGCAGCGCAUGAAGCGGGAGAAGAAGCACCAGUCGUUCACGCUCUGCGAGGUCUGCAACAUCCAGCUCAACUCGGCCGCGCAGGCGCAGAUCCACUACAACGGCAAGUCCCACCAGAAGCGCCUCAAGCAGCUUAACAAGGGGAAGAUGCCGGCAGCCCAAGGUCCCUCCGGACACAGCAGCCCCCUCUUAGCGUCGUUGCCUAUCCCCGGCCGUCCCCUUCAUCCCCCCUUGGACAUCAAGCACUUUCUGACCUUCAGGCUCAACGGGACAUCACCGCUCAACCUCUUCCCCAACUUCAACACGAUGGACCCGGUGCAGAAGGCGGUGAUCAGCCACACCUUCGGCGUGCCCGCCCCGCUCAAGAAGAAGCAGUUCAUCUCCUGCAACAUCUGCCACCUGCGCUUCAACUCUGCGAACCAGGCAGAAGCCCACUACAAGGGCCACAAGCACGCGCGGAGGCUGAAAGCCAUCGAGGCCAUGAAGAACAAGCAGAAGGCAGCGGGGGCUGCGGCGGUGGCUGCCGGCCGGGACGGCGCAGCCGACUUCGCCCCCAGCCCCGAGGGCAGCGGGGAGCCCGGCAGCACAGCUCAAGCCAACGGCCUGCAGGAGCCAGAGGGUGAGUGCAGCAGCCUGGGGCUGACACCCGGCGCCGAGGAGUCGCCCGCGGAGCUGUCGGGCAGCGUCGCCCCGCUGGGCUCCCCGCCGGCCUCGGAGCUGUCGGAGGGCACCUCGGACGCCACCAGCGUGGCCUCCUCGGCCGCGCAGGCAGGUGAGGCGCAGGCAGCCGAGUCGGGCAGCAGCGUCAGCUCGGCCCCCGAGAGCGAGAAGGAGGGGAAGAAGAGCAAACAGCACCUGUACUGUCCCACCUGCAAAGUGACCGUCAACUCCCUGUCCCAGCUGGAGGCUCACAACACCGGUGCCAAGCACAAGUCGAUGCUGGAAGGUCACGGCACCCAGAUGCGGCGAGGCCGAGGCAAGCUCCUCUCCCGGGCAGGGCACAAGUCCAAGCGGAUCGGCAACAAGGGCAGCAUCAACAUCCAGAACAAGGCAUUUCACUGCCAAGUGUGCGAGAUCUACGUGAACUCGGAGACCCAGCUCAAACAGCACAUGAGCAGCCGGAGGCACAAAGACAGGCUGGCGGGGAAGCCGCCCAAGCCCAAGUACAGCCCCUAUAACAAGCUGCAGAAGAACGCUGCCCUCGCAGUGAGUAUUCUCAAGUCCAAGCUGGCUUUGCAGAAGCAUCUCACCAAAACCCUGGCGACCCGCUUCCUGCCCAGCCCGCUCACCGCGGCCGCCGUCUGCGCCAUGCCUGGCCCCCUCGCCCUGAGACCAGCCGCUGCCACCACCCUCUUCCAAGCCCCGAUCCUCGGACCAGCCCUUUUCCGAACGCCACCGGCCCACGUCCGCACCACGCCGGGCCCCAUCGUCUUCGCACCCUACUAGAGCUGCUCGCCCACCGAGGGUCCGUCCACCGCGGACCGGGCUGUGCUGCAGGGGCUGCGUGGUGUGGGGCAGCGCUCCCGGGCAGGCUGAUCUUCUGGCUGGUGGGAAACCAUAGUCGUAGACAUCAACCCUGGCUUCUCCUUUGCUUCCAGCAGGCUCCUGCUGGAGCGAGAUACCCCAGCAGAGCCCAGCCAGCCCCGCCGUGCAUCCCCGCCGCUCCCCCGGCCCGUGCUGGCCCCGUGCUCAGCGGAGGAGCCCAUCACACGGCUGGGCAGCGCACGGGAGAGGAAGGUGCCUGAGUCACCAGGACCGUCUCGUCGCGAGGGCCUGCCUGUCCUUGGCCCGCUGGCUUCUUGUUCAUCACCCUCCCAGUUACCAGACUGGAAGAAGAGGAGCUGGCUGGUCCCUGGAGGAAGGAGCAUCCCUCUGGCCGGCUGGUCCCUGCCAGCCCAGUGGGAAGGGAACUGCGAGGGGACUCUCAGCCCAGCUCUUACUGGCAGAAACGACCCCAGCACAAGCAGAAGGUUGGCAGUUCCCCUCUCAGACCGGGCUGGCCAUGCCCUCGCCAGCCCCGCACUUGCCUGUGCUGGCUGGGGGUUUCCAUGCUGCCCACCAGCCCCCUACGCCCCACAACCCCCUACGUCCCACCAGCCAAAGAGCCCCCGCCACGGCGGGCACCGGCCACGCUGACCGUAUCUUCACUCCGAGAGCAAUAGCCGAAGCCCAGGCCCGGCGCCUCCUCCCUCCGAAAGCACACUGCCCCUGCCCUGGCCCCCGAGAAGCACACAACGUGGGCAUGCCGCUGGAGACGGGCUCUGCUCCAGCCCAGCGAGGACAGGAGAGCCGGGCUGCCUGGUGCAGGCUCCCCGAGGUGACCCUCUGCUCGGCGCCAGCUGUUUGCCUCUGUCCCACCCGCGGGGGACAGCCCUGCCCCUACCUCCCGGGAGACGCUGUGAGGCUGAGUGGAUGUCCCGAAAGCACUUUCGGUUCUCCAGUGAAAGGCAAUGCUGCUGCUCGCCCGCCGGCCCGCCGCUGUGCCCGGCCCUCCAACCCCAUCCCUGUUAGGAGCUUCCAGGGAGUUACCAAUGAUUCCCGAAAACAAGGGUGUCCCCAGCAGCCCGGACAAUCAGGUACGAAGGAGCAGGCAGCACCGCAGCCUACGUGCAGCACUCUUCCUGUGACGUUCCCGUCGUAGCCUGCAGAAAGCUGGGCUCCGGAGGGACCCCGAAGCCGUAGCUCUGCUUUUCACUGUGCUCAGAAAGCCCAGCGAUGACCUGGUCUGAAAACUGUAACCACGGCGCUCCGGGUUCCCAGCGCGCUGCUGUAAAUAGAAAUAUGCAGGAAAGUUGCAACCCAAACGGACCUUACGCUGGAGUGACAACCCACCCCGAUCUAUGCAAUCCAGGGGGAGCAGCUCACCCGCCGCAUUUGCUGUCUGCGUUUUACUUUGGUGCUCAUGCUGUCGGUACAGCCAGGAGUGGUGGUCGGAGCAGAAAACAACAACGCAACACUUAGCUCUGUGCAGACGAUUCCCUUCCCGUCCCCUGGCCCAGGGUGCUGGCUCAGGGACCUCUGAAGUGGCCCACGUUCCCUCCCAGCCCUUGGGAAGAGGCAGGUCGGUUUGUGCACCUGGGAAUCCACACGCACAAGCACACAUAUCCGACAUCUUGGCCAUAAGCAACGCCUGGAUUUCAGGAGGAUUUUGCCCAGCGCACUACACCGAUGCUCAGGCCAGGGUCCUGGCAAUGGGAGGUGAAUCGGAACCGGCCAACGGGUAACUCAGGCGGCUGAAAUGCUUCUGCUUCCCAGAGCUGGCGGAAAGAGCUGGAGCCUCGGGCGAGGGCAGGAAACCUGCACAGAGGGAGUGGGGGCGGCACGGAGCCGUACGCCUGCGUGGGGAGGGCCCGUUUCUCGUGCCGUGGGCAGCACUGGCCCGCGGUGCCACCGCUGCGCUCCUGCCGCAGAGGACAGGAGUGCGAGGGAGCCCCUGGGUACGGAUUCAUCUGCUCAGGGCAUCUCCUCUCCGCCCCAGGGGAGGAGGGAAGCGGAGAGAGCACCAGGAGAAGAGCGAGCUUGUAUGGAAGGCUGGGGGUAGAGAGGACCGAAAGGUCUUACAGUGGUGGUGGGAGACCUGGCUGAGAGAGCAGCCGAGGGAAGGAAGGCUCCCAGCAGCAAUGGCUUUGUCAGGGACAGGGAGAUGGUCCCACAGCCCAGGGGACACGUGCAGCCUGGACCCCGCAUCCCACAGGACAGGAGCCUGCGCUGGCUGGGGCCCGCGGGCGGCAGGAGGGACACAGCUCCGACAGCGUCGCGGUGCCAAGCAGCCCGUGGUCAGCCCGGCUCCAGCCCUCCCCCUGCUCACCUCACUGUGCUCUUCCCCAGGCCGCCUCGCCGGUCACUCCCAGCCCUGGCCACAGCAGAGGAGGGCAGCCCGUCCCCUCCUGCAACGUGCCCACCAGCCUCAGGAGCGUGGGGAGCCGGGAGCAGCCGGCUGCGGCCGUGCUCCAGCCUGCAGGAGCCGCUUGGCACUGGUGGGUCGUUCCCCUGCAUUUUGUUCUAAAAAUCCUGUGCUGGAGCCAGCGGUGGCUGCUCCCGUCACCCCUCCACCAGUGGAGUCCUAAUACACUCCUACACUUGGCACUUUAACCCCUUGAAAGCCAUUCCUUCUAAUAACAAUAAUACUGCAACGAGCUGCGUAAGAACAUGCUCCCUCUAUCGCAUCCCCCCGCCUCCAGAACCCUCCCUGCUCCUGUGCUAUCCAAAGCAUUUACUGCCUUUGACUUAGCAUAUGCUGUACUAGGUAGUAGGGCAUAGUCCAUAGCGCUCAAUAACGUGUGCCCCUCUGUAAAUAACCUUGGAGUGACGUGAACAGUUUGAUUCAAAAAAAACAAAAAACCCCACAAAAAUGGAAUAAACAGACUCUAGGGACUUGGCCAGUACCCCUCCUGUAAUGUUCAUUGUAUAUUUUUUUGAUGUACUAUAACUGUUGGGAAAAAAAAAAAAAGGAAAAUAUUUUGAUAAUCGAAUCUCAUCGCUUUAUUGUGUUACUCAGUAAAUAAAAGGAACAAGUAU
Molecule: messenger RNA, 4995 nt
Organism: Gymnogyps californianus (California condor)
Lineage: Eukaryota; Metazoa; Chordata; Aves; Accipitriformes; Cathartidae
Gene: ZNF385C
Product: zinc finger protein 385C
Cellular component (GO): nucleus
Molecular function (GO): nucleic acid binding; zinc ion binding
Source: RefSeq, a predicted model, not a curated record